UUCCCCUCUGUCCUGUGACAGCAAGGCCCCAAGAUUCUCAUCCCCAAAGAUGUGCUCCCCCUCCACACGCCCUUCUAUCUCUGCUCCACCCAGGAACUCUCCGGCUCCAAUAUGCUGCGGCUGCUGCUUCUGCCCCUGCUGUGGGAAGGGUCCUUGGCCAAUAUUCCGGGAUUCCAGCUGACAGUGCCAGCAUCAGUGGCGGUGCAGGAGGGACAGUGCAUCUUCAUCCCCUGCCGUGUCUCCUACCCUGAGAGAGGCUGGAGCAACUCUACGGCAGCUUGGGGCUACUGGUUCAAGAAAGGGGCUAAGAGUUCUCAGGAUCUUCCAGUGGCCACAAAUAACCCACAUUAUGGGGUGUGGGAAGAAACAAAGGAACGAUUCCAUCUCCUCGGAGACCCCGGGACCUACAACUGCUCCCUGCACAUCAAAAACGCACAGAAAAGGGACACAGGAGUCUACUUCUUCAGGGUGGAGAGAGGGAGUUACGUGCGAUAUAAUUACAUACACAACCAGCUCUGUGUGUUUGUGAUGGCUCCAACAGAGACCCCUGACAUCCACAUCGCGGGGACCCUGGAGUCCGGUCACCCUGGGAACGUAACCUGUGCGGCGCCAUGGCCUUGUGAGCAGGGGACGCCCCCCACUUUCUCCUGGAUCGGGGCGAACCUCACUUCCGCACUGGGCCCCGAGGCUGCUCGCUCUUCAGUGCUCACUGUCACCCCACGGCCACAGGACCAUGGCACCAACCUCACCUGCCAAGUGACUUUCCCUGGGGCCGGUGUGACAGUGCAGAGGACCGUCCAGCUCAACGUGUCCUAUGCUGCACAGAGCCUGAUCAUCCAGGCGUUCCAGGGAAAUGACACAGGACCUACAGCCCUGGCUAAUGGCUCAUCAUUCCGCAUUCAAGAGGGCCAGGCCCUGCGCUUGGUGUGUGCUGCCGACAGCAACCCGCCCUCCAUGCUGAGCUGGACCCGGGGGAGCCUGACCUUGCAGCCCUCACAGCACACAGACCGUAGGGCUCUGGAGCUGCCUCUGGUGGAACUGGAGGACGAGGGAAAAUAUGUGUGCAGAGCUGAGCACCGGUUGGGCUCUCGGACAGCGUCUGUGAGCCUCUUUGUGAGGAGCCCACCACAGCUGCUGGGACCCACAUGCUCCUGGGAGGCUGCGGCUCUGCACUGCAGCUGCUCCUCCCAUUCCUGGCCGGCCCCGUCCCUGCGCUGGCGGCUCGGCCAGGGGCUGCUGGAGGGGAACAGCAGCAACGCCUCCUUCACGGUCACCUCCAGCUCGGCCGGGCCCUGGGCCAACAGCUCCCUGAGCCUCC
Molecule: messenger RNA, 1318 nt
Organism: Chinchilla lanigera (long-tailed chinchilla)
Lineage: Eukaryota; Metazoa; Chordata; Mammalia; Rodentia; Chinchillidae
Product: sialic acid-binding Ig-like lectin 5
Biological process (GO): cell adhesion
Cellular component (GO): plasma membrane
Molecular function (GO): sialic acid binding
Source: RefSeq, a predicted model, not a curated record